This is a messenger RNA of Frieseomelitta varia, 2531 nucleotides long. RefSeq names its product ATP-dependent DNA helicase Q5-like. Gene Ontology annotation, biological process: double-strand break repair via homologous recombination. Gene Ontology annotation, molecular function: 3'-5' DNA helicase activity; ATP binding; nucleic acid binding. Gene Ontology annotation, cellular component: cytoplasm; chromosome. Lineage: Eukaryota; Metazoa; Arthropoda; Insecta; Hymenoptera; Apidae. The coding region runs from base 227 to 2509 and encodes 760 amino acids. The record is from RefSeq and is a predicted model, not a curated record. The transcript has 10 exons.
UUGUAAUAUUUCGUUUAAUGUUUUAAUAUUUUUUAUAUAUCUGCAACAAGAAUUUGUAAUUUGAAUACUCCCGCAAAAAUUGUUUAAAAUUGGAACUAGGUUAUGAUUGGCUGAAACAUAUUGGCGGUUAAAGUGAAUUUAAACUUAACACUCCAUCAAACCACUGAGGUUAGUUUCUCAUGAUAAAACGUGGGCGAAGAGUAGGUUUUAGGUAGGCAAAAAUUAAAUGUUGUUACAACUUCUGCAAAUGAAAGAUUGUAAAAGUGUUUUAAAAAAUGUUUUUGGUUAUGAGAACUUUAAAAGCAAAAUUCAAGAAAAAGCUGUUGUUGCUAUUUACACAGGUGUAAGAUAUGUACUUAUAUCUAUGCCUCCUGGAUUUGGUAGGUCCCUUUGUUAUCAAUUACCUGUUUUCUUACGAAAGGGAGUUGGGAUUGUUUUUUCUCCAAAAUUAUCUCUUAUUAAGAAAGAAGUAGAUUUUUUAAAAAGCAAAUGCAUUAAUGUUGGCUUGUUGUCCAAAAAUACAAAAAUAUCUGAAAGAGAUAAUGUCAUAAAUGAUUUAACAUCAAAGUAUCCAAAAAUAAUAUUGUUAUAUGUAACUCUUGAAAUGAGUACUAUGACAUAUUUUAAGGAACUUUUGAUUUCAUUAAAAAAACGUAACUUAUUGUCUCACAUUGUAUUUAACGAAACUCAUUGUUUAAGUGAAUGGGGAUAUGAUUAUAAACCUGGUUAUAAAAAUAUAAAUACAUUUAACAAAGUAUUGGAACAUGUUCCUAAAAUUGCAGUAACUACAACUGUUACUAAUAAGGUAAUGAUAGACAUCUGCAAAUUUUUGACAUCAGAACAUGUACAAAUUUUUAAAAUACCCGUACAAAAGAUCAAUGUAUACCUUGAUGUGUGGUUUGUUGAUAUACUUUAUGACCCUAUUGAUCAUCUUAAAAAAUUUAUCACAACUGUACUUAGCCUGUUUGAUUUAUCCAAUAAGACACAUAAAGGUUUUGGCAUUAUUUACUGUAGAGAAGUGUCUACUGUGGAAUUAUUGCAGAAUAAAUUAAAGGACCUAGGUGUAUCUACACUUGUUUAUCACCAUAAAUUAAAGAAUAGUACGCAACGUCGCAUUGAAAAUGAAUGGAUAUCUGAGAAAAUUCGUGUUAUCAUUACCACGUAUAAUUAUGGAUUUAUUUAUAAGAAAAAGAUUAGAUGCAUCGUUCAUUGGACAGUACCUGAGAAUAUUGCCAAGUAUUAUAGAGAAUGUGCACAGACACAUUUGGAAAAUGAUCAUGCAUAUUGCAGAAUAUAUUUUAGUACGGAAGAACAUUCUUCCGUGAAACUCGGUAUCAAAAAUCACAAACUAAUUAACGAUUUAGAACAUACUCAGAUACGAUUAAAUGAAUAUAACAAAUUUGUAUCUUAUUGCCUUUCAAUAAUGUGCCGGCAUACAAUCAUUAGUCGAUAUUUCGGGCACAUAAUGCCACCUUGUAAAACGAAUUGCGAUGUCUGUAAAGACGAAGAAACAGCAAUGAUUAGGACGCAUAAAUUUAUUGCAUAUUCAGAAGGGUGUAAAGGAGUAAAAUAUAACAUCUACGAUGUUAAUGAGGAUUUAAAGAAGCAUCAACAGAAACAGCUUGAAGAACAAUUAGAUGUAAUUCCAAAAGUUAAAGAAGCGGAAGUUGAGAAAGCAGCAGAAAAUAGUUUAAAAAUAGAACACACAUUAACGAAAGUAACAAAACAAUCGAACGUGACUCCAAAAAUUGCAGAAGAAUCAAAAGAUAGCUUAGAAACGAGACAUAAAUUAUCAGAAUCCUUUGACAAAAAAAUUACCUUGAAUAAGAACUUCAAUGUACAGUUCAUUAAGUUAAACAAGGGAAAACAGUUGCCAGCAGAAAAUAUUUCUCUUAGAAAGACUGAUCACUCAGUAGAUAGAGACAUUAAAAACAAUACAGAGAAUACGGUGAAACCUGCAAAAGAUAAUUUACUUGCAAUACAGUCAAGUAUACCUGUGAUAACGCAGUCUUUGCUGAAUAAAUACAAGUUAGACACUAAAGCGAUAUCUUUAGAGCCUUGCACUUCACGUAGUAAUAUUUACAACUCUACUAAAAAAAUAAUUACUAUUGGAUCUUGCAGUAAUAAAAACGAGCGAAGUUCCUCGAAUAUUUUAAAAGUCGAUGACGAAAUAAAGAUGGGGAUCGGAAAAGAGGAUCGUGCUUCUAGACAAAAUUCUCGCGGGCCAGUCAUCAUUGAAGACAAACAGUUAGAUAAAAGCUUGAAGAAACGUUUCAUCACUGUGAACACGUGUCCUGAAAAGAAAAGAAGGAAACUGGAACUCGAAAAUAAACCAACUAUUGGGACAGAAAUAAAUAGAGAUGGAGGAAAUGCCUCUGGUUUCUGUGUUGGACAGAUCAGAGAUAAUACAGAUGAAAAUUCGACUCGUGAUAAUAAGGGGAUAGAAUAUAUAAUAAAUAAGUAUAAACUAAACAAACAUUCAAUAACACUGAUACCAAUGAAGAAGUAAAGUUACCACGAACUAAUAGUUU